GACAGGCAGCCUUCUCACUACAACCAACACUACUCACACCACCGCAGUCAGAGCCGCAUCUCAUGCCUUCGCCUGCUCCGGGAUAGACAUCCGUCCGUCCGCCCACUGAAGCAGCCAGGGAGCUGGAAGCGUCCAGGUGAAGAUGCUGGAAAACGGGAGGAAGGUGUUCAAGGAAGGUCUGCUGGAGAAGCGAAGCGACGGGCUGCUGCAGCUCUGGAAGAAGAAGCACUGCGUCCUGACCGAGGACGGCGUGCUGCUGCUGCCGCCUAAGCAGCACGACCAGCCGCAGCACGGCGGCGGUGACACGGGCAAAGUCAAGGAGCUGCACUUCGCCAACAUGAAGACGGUGGACUGCGUGGAACGGAAGGGCAAGUACGUCUACUUCACGGUGGUCAUGCUGGAAGGGAAGGAGAUCGACUUCAGGUGCCCGCAGGACGAGGGCUGGAACGCGGAGAUCACCCUGCAGAUGGUCCAGUACAAGAACCGGCAGGCGAUCCUGGCCGUCAAGUCCACCCGGCAGAAGCAGCAGCUGCUUGUCGUGCAGAUGCCCGGUCAGAAGACGGUCCGCAGCUCGCCAAACGUUGCGUGACCUGCGGCGAGUCCCGCGGACAUUGGUGCACCAUUAUUAGCGGUCACAGUGCUCCCUCACAGAUCAAAUCCUGAGCGAAUAUGCUGGCAGAAGGGGACGAAAUCGUACAAAAUGUGGAUUUACUUUGGCGUAAAGAAAACUUUGGGAGUCUCUGCUGUAGGCCUCCGCCGGAAAAUAUGCUGGAUAUAUCCAUUACCAGACAGGUUUGAUAUUUCAUACAAGGAGGGCUUCUCCUUAUCCUUAACAUCUGGCGUUACGCGCGGAGAUAAAGAGAUUUAAAUUGCUCAUGUCGCGUAAUUACUCAAUAAAGGAAAGAUGACUAAUUGUUUAUAUAACACAUUUCAAAUUCGAUUUACAUGAGUGAAUCACUGUUGGAACAUGUUAAAAUAUGACACAGUGACUCUAAGCGUAAUUACGCGCAAAUUGCGCGGAAAAAGGAAAGGCCACAUCAGACCCAAGUGUAUGGAGCUUUAUAGUCCUACUACACACCACAGCAGCUCAUCUCACUCAAACUUGUGUUAUCAGUCAGAUAAGCUGCUUUGUGUCUGCUUGGACAACACAUUUCCAUGCACAUGGCUCUCUAUGGCACAUGGUGAUUUGGUGUCACACUGAGGUUUCAACCCAGCCAAACAUCAAUGGACCAAACAUCCGGAACCAAUGUGGACACGUUAUUAGUCAUUGUGAUACAAUGUUGGAAACAGGGGUCCUGCAAAGGCUUUGAGUUGAAGGGAGACAGUGUGGCAUGACCAAACAGGGUGGUUACUGGUUUUUUUUUAAGAAGCACAAUUCUCCAACGAUGUUUUUUUUUUUUUUUAAGAUUGACUUUGGUCAAAAACCCCAGUUGCCAUGAUAGAUAUUUGAGUAUUAUUACUCUUUAAGAUCAGGGCUUCACUUUCCUGAGCAGCCGGGCCGUAGCUACCAUCGAUCUCUGAGGUCAUGUCUUCUGUAUUUCUUCCAAGAAUUUGGGAAUUUUAGCAAUGUUGAUACAGUUAAUAUUUCACUUUUGUAAUUAUUAACAUGUAAUGUGUACUUUUAGGCUGAAUCCAGUAUUUUUUAGACUUCGUUAAUUCAAAUGUUAAUAUUUUUAGGCCAACAGAGAAAUAAUUUAAAUGUAUAACUAUUUCCCCACUAAAACCUUAUUACUGGCAGUUUAGGGAAAGCUUUGGAACAUAAGCAGUACUUAAAAUAUGGCAAAUUAAAAUUUUAAAACAUUUUAUAGACUCAAUUUGUUGGUUUCUGACCAAAAUCUUAAGAGGAAGUGUGAUUAAUGACCUCAGUAUUUCUAAAAUCCUAUCUACGGCCCUGCUGAGCAGUGAUCCUCUCUCAUGCUUGUUUCUUUUAUGUAAGAAAUACAUGUAUACUCAGUUAAAACUUCCACAUAAAGUGAGGGAAAACAGUUUUGCCAUUAUGUUAGUGUGAAUUGGCGUUAAUGGUUCGAGCAAGACUGUUGAAAUGAAAUGAGCAGCCUGAGGUCCUGUUACUGUAUAUUGAGUUCAUGUUGCCUCCUGUGUCAGGCCUCACCAGUCUGCAGUCUGUCUAAUUGAUUGCAUCCGCAGGUUAAUUGGACACUCAGCUGGAGGAUGAAUAUCUCCCCCUGCCGCUCCACCACAGACCUCCAUUCUCCAGCAGAACCCUCUCUUCCACACAGACCAGCUUCCCCUUUUCAAUACAGAGACUUAUUUAACAAAAGACUGAUGGACAAAAAGCAUGUGAGAAGACAACUGUACUCUACCGUGCGAUGGUUAUCCCUUAUUUAUUAGAUGUAUAUAUAUUUUCUAUAAAAA
Molecule: messenger RNA, 2373 nt
Organism: Sander lucioperca (pikeperch)
Lineage: Eukaryota; Metazoa; Chordata; Actinopteri; Perciformes; Percidae
Gene: phlda1
Product: pleckstrin homology-like domain, family A, member 1
Exons: 2
Coding region: 143-589 (148 amino acids)
Biological process (GO): positive regulation of apoptotic process
Molecular function (GO): phosphatidylinositol phosphate binding
Source: RefSeq, a predicted model, not a curated record